UCUCCCAUUUACUGUGUACCAAUAUCCAUGAUCUGAUGGUUCUGGAAAAAGUUUUAUUUUUUAGCUGCUUACAAUUAGAAUCUCGGAUUGAGGGAAAAAAAUUUUGAAAUGAAAGGGUGUAUUUAAUUUAUAUUUUUAUAUUGAUUUAUAUAAGAGAAAUGUUUCUGUUUGCAUUUUUUUAUGUAAUAUUUUCUUCAUAUUUUUUUUACAAAGGAAUAGAUUUUCUUCUCUUAGAAAGAAUGAGGUAAUUUUCAAUUUUGAUACGUUUUAAAAAUUCGGUAUUCCAUUAAUUACGAAAUCUCAACACAAUAGAUUCAGAGAGAGAGAGAGAGAGUGCUUUUGAAAAAAACCUUUUACAACCUACUAUUUCCAAAGCUUUUUUAGCAAAAUUUUAAAUUAAACUGAUUUUUCCAUUCAUUCACUACUACAAAUAUAUUUUAAUUCAGGCAACCUCUGCCGUCUCAUUUGUGCUAACAAUAUAAUAAGAAGGGCGCGCGUUAAGUAAAAAAAUUCAUCGCAAUUGUGUCAUGGUCCACCCAUUAUUUUUAUUUUCAUCUAGAUUUUGUAAUAUUUAUAUAAUACAAAAAAAUAAUAAUUAGUUCAAGUUUCUUUACUUGUAAGGAGCAUCGUCUUUCCAUCAGGCAGGGUGUAGAAGUAUGAGGGCUAAAACAAUCAAAUCGCUUUGAUGUUACAUAAUUACUUCCCUAAUUGAUUUACAUUCUUUUCACAAACGAAAUUAACACACUGCGGCUUGAAGCACGGAGGUGCAGGUGUUGUUGAUCCCUUUAAUAUUAAUAAGGCGUCUAAAUUAUUUGUUUAAUACACUCAAGAUCGAUUACUUGGCAUCCAAAGACGUAUAAAUUUGAACAAUUUUUGUCCGUGGUUGCAACGCUGCCAUUAGUUUUGUCAAUGUUCAAAUGUACGCAGUUCUCAGUGUUGUUCGUGUUGUCAGGCUGUCCGGACUGCCAAAUAUUUGAAACGUUGCUGAAAGUGGAGUUCGAGAGACACCACUGGAAAGUGGCGUUUGCACUAAUUCUUCGGCCGGACGUCCAGUAGUGCGCGUUGUAUUUCCAAAGUGGGGCUGUUAAUAAUUUAAUGGAAAAUAGAACUGGUAAGAUAUUUUACGUUUUGCCAAGUUAAUCAGACACUGUCGUUUUGUGUCAUUUUCAAUCAUGAUUGGCGUCAUUCCAAUACUGCAACAGCGAUCAACAUUUUCUUGCCAGUUCACCUAAAUAAUUUAUAAUGCAAACUCAGAAAUCUUAAAAUGCUAGUUUAUUUUAUCGUUCUAAAGAAAUAGGCUACGUAACAAGAUAAUUUAUAUUUAUAACCUGACUUUAUUUAUUUAUUAAUAUUUUUCUUCUAAUCCUAAUGGGAAUGGAACCGGUGGUAGCCGUCAGGCGUGCUGUGCUUAAUCUUGAGGGCCAAUAAUAUGGUUUCCUUGGACACACUGGGACAGGGUGAAAGGAGUAUAGGAUGUUGGGAAUUCCAAGGAUGAGGGAGCUCUUCUGAAAGAGUCCCAGAGGGUCCCUCGGUCGCAGGUCUGCACUAGGAUUAUAAUUAUGGAUGACGUCCUCAUUCCCGUCUACUUCACUGAUCGAGCCGAGUCCGCCUUGGACAACUGCGAUCGUGUUAAUCAACACUUCGGGACGGCGGCCAUCAAGACUCAUAUAAAUGUGGCAAGCCCAGUACCUGACUCUCGCCCUGAACAGGCAGACCUUGAGUUUCAAAGAGCGACGGAACACAAUCGCUGCCAACCUUUACCAUCUUCGGCGUAGAGCCCGAGCAACGCCUGGCACAGUUCUGAGGAGAGUCUCGUUUGAGUCACACGAUGGACCCUUUAACUACGAGUACCUAACUGCCAGGCAAAGGGACAACAUCGUCCGCAAUCCAUCAGAUGGCCAUCUGUAUGCUCUAUUCAUUUUAGCUGCUACCAACAACCUGACCUACGACGGGGAAUUAAGUGCCGAGUCCCUUGCUGAACUGAUCAGAUCUGAGCAGGCGAGACGAGGACCGGGACCGGCCUGAAGGAGCUCUACCCAACCUUCCCUUGAUCUAGCUCUAGUUCUCUACAUAGAUCUUUUACUCGUUUCGUCAAUAGACACGUUUCUAUAGUUUUCAAUAACCAACCAACGCUUUUUAUUUGACUUCUCUUCU
Molecule: messenger RNA, 2154 nt
Organism: Neocloeon triangulifer
Lineage: Eukaryota; Metazoa; Arthropoda; Insecta; Ephemeroptera; Baetidae
Exons: 4
Coding region: 1672-2025 (117 amino acids)
Source: RefSeq, a predicted model, not a curated record